Messenger RNA from Halichondria panicea, 2517 nucleotides. RefSeq lists its product as uncharacterized. The transcript has 17 exons. The coding region runs from base 1 to 1797 and encodes 598 amino acids. Lineage: Eukaryota; Metazoa; Porifera; Demospongiae; Suberitida; Halichondriidae. The record is from RefSeq and is a predicted model, not a curated record.
AUGGCUGAAAGAUGUGACAACUCUCGUUCUCUACCCAAGAAGAAGCGUGCUAGGCAUGGUUUUCGGUACCAAAUGGAGCUGAAUUUCGAUACUGAAGAUGCAAAGCAGGCUUUUGUAGCUAGGAUAGAUAGGGCAAAGCGUUCUCUUGCUGCUACAGCUAGAGGCUCAUUGCCCUUGGACAGCAGAGAGCUUAUUUCUGUUUUGUUGGACAAGUUGGAGCAGGAGCAGGAGCAGGCAGGUGCUGUUCCUGAGAGAGAAGACCUACAAUCUGAUAAAUCCAAAGUCUUCCCAAUGUUGGAGAAUUCAGGAAUAUUUACUGGCAAUACUGACGCUAGUGAUGAACAGUUGUUCGUGUGUGAACUGAAGACUUUGUUCUGUCUUUUCACUGGCCUAUCCCAAGCAUGUGACCAGUGCCAAUCUUAUUGUCGUAGGCCGACCAAUUUUCGCCAGAACGGGCAUGUUGUCCGAUUUGAAUUCAAGUGUGGAAAAUGUGGAAAGCGACAGUGGUGGGCUAGCUCGCGAACACUCGGUGGACGAUACCUUGUCAAUCAAAAGAUCGUCCAUGGUUUUACUUGUGCUGGAGUUCUCCCAAGCCAGUACCUUCACUUUAGUAGUCAUGCUGGCUUGGGAAAAGUUAGUUCAUGGUAUAUUUCGUCAAUGUACAAGAAAGGUGGAUACUUAGACGUCGUGAAUGCUUGUGCCAAGGCAUCCAUGUUGAGAGCGAUUGACGAAGUGAAGGCAUUACCUGGUUACUCGCAGGACGGUGAGUGGGUAAUAACAGAUGCUCGCCACGACUCAACAGCAAAUGCUUAUCACACGACUGUUCCCUGCCUCUCGGGAAGUACGAAAAGAAUUGUUGGGUGUUCGACUGUUUCCAGGAAAGAACACAUCUGUGCUCAGACUCGAGAAGUAGCGUGUACUAAGAUAGUUCUUCCGGAAGUCAUAGAUAAAGGUCUCAAUAUUGUUGAAGUAGCGCAUGAUAAUCAGCCUGUAGUCAAGAGAUUUGUCACUGAUGAUCUCAACCUUACAUACUCGUACUCGUACGACACAUGGCAUGGCACUAAGAAUGUAGCGAAGAAUAUGAAGAAAGUAGCAAUUGGGACCAAAAAGGCUCAAGGAAAGACGUGGUUUCCAGAGUUAUCUGACAAGCGUAAAAGUACGAAAGUUCACUUGUACUACUGUAUGAAGAACUGUGAGCAGUCAGCAGACAAUCUAAGAAAGAACAUUCUGAAUAUCGUUAAACAUUAUCAGAACGAGCACUCAGAUUGUAACGAAGCGUCACCCUGUAAGCGUCCAGGGUACAAGCCCACGAAGAUAAAACUAGAGGAUCCUCUUGCAAUCGAGUCAUUCACGUCAGCACUAAAAGACACCCUUAUUUACAAGAAUGCCGAAUCAUAUUGUCGAUGUCGAGACACAUUCUGGGUGGAGUCUUUCAAUCACCAGCUGCUCACAUACAUCUCAAAACGUGUACACUUCGGGGAAGCUACAUUCAACAUGAGAAUGGACCUUGCUAUUAUGGACUGGAACGAGAAUGUACGUAGAGAGUGUACAAGUGAACGACUGGUUCAGGACAUGAGAAGACCGGAUCGUAGGACUCCCAUGAGAGUGCUGAAGGAAAAAUCGUUCAACUUUGCCGGAGAAAUAUGGGAGAAUUACGAGCAGCAGAGAAAAGUUGACCUCAGUGAGUUUGUAGAGGACGUGCAACCUGAGCAAUCAGAUGAGCCAGUAGAUGAAAACGAGGACCUAGUAAACGAUGGUGUACAUGUACUUGACGAAGAUCUUUAUGAAGACAUAUAAAGUAAGAAGUAGAAGACUGGAAGUCUGUGUAUGGAACUCCAUCUGGAUUCGGAAAUCGUUCACGCACCUCCUGGAAAAGGUGCAGCGCUUCCAAUCAGCCAGCUGGGUGGUCUGGCUCUGACACAUGGUGACAGGUGGCAGUACGGGCAGGGACCCUCUCCGUUCAAGACCGGAGGAUCAACGUGAUCAUACCCUCCGGGACCUAAGGAAAGUACCACUCAUUUUAUUCAUAUGUACAGGUUAGUGACAUUCACCUUUCUUAGGCCUCGAAGGACCGGCUUCACCCCCAACCGUCCUUACUCGAGAAACACCUGUGCAAAAGAUAAGUGAUCGUCAUCCAGAUCACGUGAUAAUUAUUGAAAUUAAUUCCUCUAGAAUUACCUCUCUUUGGCCUCUUCACUGGAGGGGGAGCAGCUUCACCACUGGCACUGGAUGUAUUACUGCUUGACACUGAUGUGUUACCUUCGGAUGGCGCCGAAUCAAUUUCGUCAAGAGUGACGUCGGGAAACAGCGCAAGCAACUUCUGGAACUCCUCCAGAAAGUGCACUGGAGGAUGCUGGCUGUACCGUACCUGAAGCUGAAUAGAUGUACAUUUUAUCUUCUUUCUUAUUUAUGUAAUGGGCUUCUGUGGUACCUUGAGUCUUGCUUGUUCUGUAUAAGUAGCCAUUAUGUGUUUUUUGUUUGCUUGUGUUAAAAAAAAACCACGUGCAUGUAUCCCCA